AUGGGUAUUUAUUCUCCAAUUGCUGCCACUUAUGGUGUUCGUGUCGAACAAUUCCUGGAAUCAGAUUCAGAUUUUGUGAAGUAUCAUGCUAAAUUGAACAAGAAGUUGAUCAAAUUGAGACAUCACUGUGGAUUGGUCACCAAGGAUACAAGAAGAUAUACCACCAAGGAAAAAUUCUCAAAGGUUACUGUGGAGGAUUAUGAUAAGAAGAAUAAAUUGUUUGGGGCUUUGGUCUUAUUACUUGCUGAAAGAGAUUUAGCACUGGCAGAAACUUUGAAAUUAAGAGCUCGUCAAAGAGGAAAGUUAAAGGAUGGUGAAAAGAAAGUUUUGUCAACAAGGUUAAAGAAGACAUGCAAGACAAUUGAAAAAUUGAUUGAAUUGACUCAAAAUGAGGCGCAAUGGGUUACUAGAGCGCAGUACUUAAUAUAUGGCAAACUCGCCAAAGUAGAAUACCUAAUGUACGGUAAACAUGCUAAACGUAAGGAGAGUUCCAACAUUGCUAGAAAUUUAGCGCUAGCCCUUGCUGGCCUACAGUACCUAAAUCAAUUGAAGCAUGUGGAUGCUGUAACUUUGGAAGCCAUUAAUUCCAAAUAUGAAUACGCUCUGAGACAACAUUCCGGAAAUGUAAUAUCCUCCGCAGAUUUGCGCAAUUUUAUAACUAAGCAAGUGGAAGAAAGUGCUGCAGAGAACGAUGAAUUGGCUAAGUUGUUGCUGAAGAAUGGGUAUACACUGAAGUUGGUAAAUGUUGAUGUUGAUGCUGUCAAAUCCAGCACGCAUAUUCAAUGGAGAUCUUUUACUGCCGAAGUCCAUGAUCCCGAAGUUGUUCAGGCCAUCGAAGAGGCUAAGAAGAUUGUAAUAAAGGAUGUCUCAGAUUACAGUGACAUGUUGUUGAAAUGGAGCGAAGCAGUAGAUAAACAGGAAACUCGUCUUGCCACUAUGGACGAGGAUGAACAAAUGCUUGAUGAAGAUGAUAAUAAGGAAAAUGACCAAAUUCUUUUAUCAUAUCUUAAAUAUAAUAUGAUUUUUGUCUCAAUAUUGCGUGAUAAUUCGUUAUUUACACAAUUAUUGAAACAAUGGGAAGGUUUAGGACCAUCUAUAUCCGCAAAAUUGACAAAGUACAAGGAGUUAGAUCGUAUUGUUAAAAACUUACUAAAAUAUUUACAGGAUGUGAUGGAAUUGCCAGGUGUUUAUUCUGAUGAUCAAUUAAUGAGCCAAUUGGAGUGUUGUAAGAUUUACUACCAAUUGAAUUUGAAUUCACAAUGCCUUGCUCCCUUGUAUCAAUCUAAAGGGAAAUAUAUGGAAGCAUUGGCUUUAUACGUGGAUUCACUUCAAAAGUUGGAAAGCAAACUUGAAGACAUAGGAAAUAUGGAUGAAAUUGUUCUUCCAGAUAAGGUCCUCAACAAAAAGAACUUGAAGGUAUUAGAUUUGGCGAUUAAACUUGGCUUAAAAAGUGUUGUCGCAUUAGCUGAGUAUGAAAAGAGUUUAAAUAAAGACUCCUCUUCAAAUUAUGAGGCAUCUUUGAUCGAAAAAAUUGACACGCAAUCUAUUGAACCACAGGAUAUAAACUUGAACAAUCUUUUCCCAUUGAGACCAAAAAUACAACCAAUAAGUAGCAAGCCAACAUUGUUCGAUUUGGCAUUCAAUUAUAUCAAUUACGAAGAAGAACAGCCAGUUAGCCCCGCGCCAGCUAAGGAAAAACUUGUUGAGGAACCUCAAGUUGAAUCCCAAAAGAAGAAGGGUUUCUUAGGUUUAUUUGGGCGUUAA
Molecule: messenger RNA, 1764 nt
Organism: Naumovozyma castellii
Lineage: Eukaryota; Fungi; Ascomycota; Saccharomycetes; Saccharomycetales; Saccharomycetaceae
Gene: SRP68
Product: signal recognition particle subunit SRP68
Exons: 1
Coding region: 1-1764 (587 amino acids)
Source: RefSeq, a predicted model, not a curated record